AAAAUAUGGUAAUUGAUUUAAUUAAUUAAGAACUAAUAAAACUAGUUAUUACUUUACGUGACUGAAAUGUGCCUACUAACAUUAAAAAAUUUGUCAUGGAAUAUAAAGGUAUAGAAUUUGGAAUGCGCAUCACCCCGCUUUGAAUCCCUUCAACGCACACUUAGCUCACAUCUUUGUCUGAUUUGGAAAUUCUCCGUGUAUAUAACAGUUCUCCCAUAAGGCGUCCGUUCCAGACCCUAUGACGUCACACACCCUCCAUCCAUGUUUUGCUUCAGUCAGAGGUUGCUGUUUGAAUGCAUCACACCGUGGGCAUUAAGUAUUGCAACGCGGAUCCUUUUUUUUUUUUUUUUUUUUUUUUUUUAAAUCCUUUUAGACAGAUGUUAUGUGUUAAACAGCCGUCUCAUCCACAGUCCAUCUGAAAGUGAACAAACGACUGAAUGAACUGAACGUGCUAAACGGAGGUGCGCGAGGGGGCAGCCCUGUGAUUUCACCACCGUGGUCCCGGAGACUCGAGGAUGCCGUCUUUGUCAGAGCAGCUGCAGGAGGUGCGGAGUCAGGCUGAAAUGUGCCUGAAGUCUGGUGGAAGGGUUGUGGAAAUGCGGGCUGGUGUGAUGGCCAUGGCUAACUUACCCUUACCACCCUGCUCCAAAUACCACCACAUUGCUGCGGAGACCAUGGUCAAAGAAAACAGCUUCGGCAACAACCGGAAGGAGACGUUUGCAUCUCUCCAGCGCUUGUCAACAGCAUUGAACAUACUGGAAAAAUAUGGCUGUAACUUAACAAAUCCUAGCCGGCCAAAGUACUGGAGGACAGUGAAACACAAUAACCCAGUGUUCAGGGCCACUGUGGAUGCUAUUCAGGGUGGACGGGCAGUACUCUGUCUCUAUGGUUACUCCAAUCAGGAGUCAGAUGGACUUAGCUUCCCUGAUGAUGUCACAGAUCCUGAUGUGGGCCGAGUUGCUGCAGUAACACUAGAAGUGAUGAGUCUGAGAAUGGAACUAGAAAUGCUAAUCAAGGAUGCUCACCCACAUCCAGAGUUCUAUGAGAGGAUUAUCCCUACGCUGAGACAUAAGGACGUUGGCUUGAACACAGAUGCUGUAGUCUGCCGUUUAUCCUCCUCCUCUUCAGGCCAGACUAAGUCUCUAGCCUUCCCACUCCCCCAUCAUCCCUCCUCCAGCAGUCACAGCCACUCUUUAUCAUCCAGUCACCAAAGUCAGAGGUCCAUCCAGGUCUUUUCCUCCUCCUUAAACAAACACCCAGAGAACUGCUCCAUCUGUGGAAUAUUUCGUAUCUCCACCCACUGCGUUACCUGCCUUCAAGGGCUUUGUUCAGAAUGCGACAAACUGUAUCACUCUUACCCUGAGAGGUCUAGACACCAUCGAACAGCAGUUGCAUCAUCAGUAUCCUCAGCAUCCAAAAACAUAAAAAAUCACAGUUCUUCCACCUGGCAUUGCCUUCAUUGUACAAAAGUGAACUCUAACCAAGAUGUUCUCUGUGAGGAGUGUGAGUGCCCUCGCAUGGAAUCUGUCAGCUCGAUAGCUGAUGAAUCACAACCUGCCACCAUCACUGAGUGGCAGUGUAAGAGCUGUACCAUGGUAAAUGCAGCGAGUAGCAUUCUAUGCGAGGUGUGUGAAAGACCUCGCUUGGCCACGCGGCCUCCGGUGACACCAUCACAUCCUCCCAUCACACCCCCCAGACCACCAGCUCCUGUACUGGGCAUGCCCGGUGACCCUGAUAGCCAGUGGGUGUGUCAGUUCUGCACCUACUUGAACUACUCCCCUGCUACAGUAUGUGAGAUGUGUGACCUUGCCCGUCCAGAGCCUGCUCCGCUGCCUGUGAAGCUUCGGCCCCCCUCACCUGUUAGACGGGUCCCUGCCCUGCCAGUCAAAUCCAAAGAGCCCACCCCAGAGAAUUUGGAAUCUUGGAGACAGAGGCUGAUGAAGGAGGAAGGACUGAAACUGAUUCAGCUGAUUAGAGAUGGGGAGAAAAAAGGAGUCAGCCCAGAGGAGGUGUAUACAAGCAUGAAGGUAGCUAAGGAAAGCUGCAUUAUGCCCUGCACAUGGUUGAAGACAGAGCUGCCCAUGCUGUUGGUCCAAAUCCAGAUGCUGGUUGCGACAUCUUCCCUUCAGUUUGCGGCUGACAAAACCACAGCAGUGCCCACACACAGGUCAGGUAUAACUGCUGCUGAAGAUGCUGGGAAAGAUAUGAAGCCUGCAGAAACAGAAAGCGGCGUCCAACUUUCCAGAGCAGAGGCCAAGCAAGCCUGGCUGACAGCAGGGGGUGACAUUGAGAGAGCAACUAGACAAGCUCUGCGGGACAGACUCACCAAGGUAAAGGAGUUGUGUUCACUGGGCUUUUGUGAUGAAGCUCACUGUCAUGAGGUUCUGAGGCAGAGUGGUGGUCAGGUAAGAGGGGCUCUGGCACUCCUGCAGCGUCCCCUUUUGGAGCCUUUCCAUGAGCGCAUUUGGAGUGAUAACCCUGAGCCUCCUCUAGAUGUUCAUCACCCUGACAAACAGCACAUAUGUAGGAGAUUACUGGCAGUGUAUGGUCUUCCCAGCUGGGGCCGCUGUGAGCUGGCACUUUCACUGCUGUUAGAGCACAGUGCUCCCUAUUCCUUGGAGGAUGUGGUGCAGGCUGUGCAAGAGUCCCACGACAGAGAGUUCAUCAAGAGAGUGCUCGCUAAAGAAUGUCCUAUUUGCCUCUCCAUCUUCCCCCAUAGUAAGAUGCAGUCUCUGACAUCAUGCCAGUGUUCUGUGUGCUGUGGGUGUUUUCAGCAGCACUUCACUGUUGCCAUAAGAGACAAACACAUCAGAGACAUGGUGUGCCCAGUCUGCUGGGAGCCCGACAUCAAUGACCCUGAACACCUUAACAGCUACUUCUCAACCCUGGAUAUUCAGCUACGAGAAUGUUUGGAGCCAGAAGUCUAUGAGCUUUUUCACAAGAAGCUGACAGAGCAGGCACUCAUUAAGGACCCCAAGUUCUUGUGGUGCUGUCAUUGCUCCUAUGGUUUUAUCUAUGAUGGAGACCAGCUGAAGGUUACCUGUUUUCAGUGUCGGAACAGUUUUUGUGCUCAGUGCAAAAAGCCUUGGGAGUCUCAGCAUGCGGGUCUAUCUUGUGAGCAAUACCAGUCAUGGAAGAGAGAAAAUGAUCCAGAGUAUCAGAAACAGGGCCUCGCUGGAUACCUACGAGACAAUGGCAUUACUUGUCCUAACUGUCGCUUUCAGUAUGCACUAUCUAAAGGAGGCUGCAUGCACUUCUGCUGCUCGCAGUGUCGUUACCAGUUCUGUAGUGGCUGCAACAAUCCUUUCCACACUACCUGUGCAGUGGAUGAGUGCAAUGUGUCUGGACUGCAUGCACAUCACCCCAGAGACUGUCUUUUCUAUCUGAGAGAUUGGGAGCCUUCGAGAUUACAGGCACUAAUGCAGAAUAAUGGAGUACCAUUCAACACUGAGCCUCCCCCUGGAACACAGACAGAUCUGUGCGGAGUUAUAGAACAGAAGGAUGAAGGAGGGCAACAGCCAGACUCGGCCUGUGGAGCUCAGACCCAACCUGGUCAUGCUGGACUCUGCGAGAAGCAUUACCGGGAGUAUCUUGUCAGCCUGAUCAACAGUCACUCCAUUGACCCUGCCCCCCUAUACAGCUCCAAUGAGCUGCUGCUGGCCUGUAGGAGGUACAAGGUGGAUGAUAGCCGCAGGGAUGGAGAAGACAGCUUCACCUACUACAGCAGGCUGCUCGAGAAACUAAUGGAUGAAGUACCACUGGGAGACAAGGUCCCACGCAAAAAGUGCUGAACAUUUAACCUCAUAUUUUGGGGAACUGUUAUUAUUAUGACCUUUUAACAUACUUUUUCUGUAAACGAGGAUUCAUAUUUCAGUGACAUUGUUAAGAUGGAAGCUCUGUCAAUUUUAAUUGGUUUCAUUUCACGAGUGAGAUCAUUUAUGUAACUUGAGUCACUGUUGACUGGACCUGGAAAAGAUUC
This is a messenger RNA of Sphaeramia orbicularis (orbiculate cardinalfish), 3979 nucleotides long. RefSeq names its product E3 ubiquitin-protein ligase RNF31-like. Lineage: Eukaryota; Metazoa; Chordata; Actinopteri; Kurtiformes; Apogonidae. Gene Ontology annotation, biological process: protein linear polyubiquitination. The record is from RefSeq and is a predicted model, not a curated record. Gene Ontology annotation, cellular component: LUBAC complex. Bases 516 to 3791 code for a protein of 1091 amino acids. Gene Ontology annotation, molecular function: linear polyubiquitin binding; ubiquitin protein ligase activity; K63-linked polyubiquitin modification-dependent protein binding. The transcript is spliced from 24 exons.